This is a messenger RNA of Mya arenaria, 9491 nucleotides long. RefSeq names its product GTPase-activating protein and VPS9 domain-containing protein 1-like. Gene Ontology annotation, molecular function: guanyl-nucleotide exchange factor activity; small GTPase binding. The record is from RefSeq and is a predicted model, not a curated record. Gene Ontology annotation, cellular component: endocytic vesicle; cytosol. Gene Ontology annotation, biological process: vesicle-mediated transport; regulation of GTPase activity. NCBI's taxonomy places the organism in Eukaryota, Metazoa, Mollusca, Bivalvia, Myida, Myidae. Bases 125 to 4996 code for a protein of 1623 amino acids. The transcript is spliced from 25 exons.
CUGAGAUGUAAAUACGGGGAGGAGAAUGAUGCAAACUAAGACCUUAAUCUCGACGUAAAUUUUCAUCUGCAAAAGAAAUUUCAGUAGAUAAUCACUCCAAUAUCAACCUCAUAAAUCAGCCAAGAUGGCUCUAGGCCCUGACCUGGCGCAGCUGUCUAGGCAUCUGCGACAAGAGAGGCUGUAUGUCACAUCUGAGAGGGAACAGCUACAGAGUCUCUAUGAGCAGGUGAAAACUGCUGCAGAACAGCUUUACCAUCAGUCUUGGAUUGGUCGUCAACAGAAGACAUUCCUUGAUCUGCUUGUGUCUGCAUCCCAACAAGUCACGCCCACAGAGUGUUGUGCCAAGACGAGCCAGCUUGAAGCUACAAACUUCAUAGAUAGCUACAAACAGCUGAGCUAUCAUGAUUCAAAGUAUGGAGAGUUCUUGAAAUAUAUCUUGGAUAAUCCGGUCUUCAUUGGCACAGUGAUAGCCAUUGCUGAGAAAAGCAAUGUUCCAAAUGUGGCUGAUGUCAUAAAGACAUUGGUACGGUCGGUUUUUGGUAACUGCAUCUUACAAGAAGAUGAAACAGCAAUGUUACAUGUGCUGAAAAGUUUGUUAGAGUUACAAUUGUCAUCAAGUGUUGAUCCAAGAAGACUGUUGAGACGAGGCUCAUGUGCAUUUAGUGUAGCAUUUAAACAACUGUUUGACAUGGUGUUCUCUGCCAAAUUAUUCCUGACCGCCGCGUUACAUGACCCCGUUAUGAGACUUUUGAUGGAGGAUGAGUGGUUCUAUGACAUCGACCCAGGGAAAGCACUCGUUCGCUUCCCACCAGCAGAGCGGCUGCGAAGGUUUGGAGAGCCGGGUACCGACCAAUACAAAGAGAAGUUGGUGAAAUAUCGGACAACUAUUGUAGACAAACUGGUGCUUAUGGCGAAUAGGUUUAUCACGUCCAUCAAGAACAAUAUGCACUGCUUUCCUCAGAGUCUUGGCUGGAUUGUGUCUCAGGUGUAUCAAGUGCUGGCCAAGUCGGGUAAAGCUGAGAUGGGUGAGGUGAGAUCGGUUUGUGCCGACCUUGUGUUUGCCCUGUUCAUCUGUCCUGCAAUAUGUGACCCCGAACCACAUGGCAUUACCACAGAUGUGCCCAUCAGCCAUAUAGCGCGCCACAACCUGAUGCAGAUGGCCCAGAUUAUCCAGGUAUUGGCAAUAUCCCAGUGGGAAGAGAUUGACCCCAAACUGCAUGACCUCUAUGGCAAAUUUGAAAAGGGUUGUAUGUCGACACUGCUAGACUCUCUGCUGGACGGUAUUGGCAUGGAGUUACCAUCUGUGACCUCGUCUCAGCUUCCGUGUCUGUCACGAACAUCUAGUCUCAUCACACUCAGAGGGCUAAACCAGCUGGUAACAUUUAUGAGAGCAGCCCUACCAUUUGUAGAGGACAGCUCAGACAGGAAGGCCCUAGAUGAGAUGUUAGCUGGGCUUGUCCCUAUAACCCCGGUGACCCCUGUUAUGCCCCCUCAGGGGAUGCUGCCAUGCGCCUCGACCCCACCAGGGACACCUAGCACUGCCAAAAAAAUGAAAGGAAAGAAAAAGCCUGUCUUAGGAAACCAAAUGCCAGACGAUGCAGUUAGUGUGUCUUCUGUUACCAUAGAAACAGAAGCGUUGCCUAGUAAUGCAGUGGAAGAGGUGCUAGUUAUUUCCCUUGGUAACGACCAGGACUGCCCGGGCAUGAUGUCAGAACAGAAGGUGAUGGUAUGUGAACAAGAGAACAAGCGACGCCGGGUGAAGCACCAGACUGUUCAGUGGGAUUACGAGGGUCCGCCAGGGGAGAUACAAGAAAAGAGGACACGCUUCUCACUGUCCCAUGAUCAGGAGUCAAUUGGUGAAGGUAACACAAGUGACAUCCCUGAAGGCAUGUCUGAGGAUGCCAGUAGCCACUCUGUCGGCUCCCAGGACCUGGAGAACGAGGAUGACAAUGAUGACAACUUCUCCGACAUGAUUUCUGCCAAUGUCAGUGGUCGCGGGACCCCAAACAUCAGUGGUAGAGAUACUCCUCUCUCGCAGGCCGAGAUGGAGCAGGAACAUGUGCAUGUACCCCCGAUCCAGCCCGCGCUGCCAGAGACCGUACGCAAGAAGAACAGAGAGGAUGUUACAGACAAGUUCGGCAAGUUCGACAUCAAGCCAGAACUUGAUUAUGAUCUGAAAUCCACCGUCAGUGACACAUGGAGUACAGAUGUCUUGGCCAGUGACUCUGAACCACCUGAGAUGCCACAGCAGGUGCGACUUGAAGAAAUAGCUGAGGAAAUGAGCAGACAAUUUCUCACUACUGGAGAGAAUGUUCCGGGCUUGUCAAAGGCACCCAGUGAGGCUUGGAGUAUGGACGUAAUGCCAUCUGAUACAGAAGACAAGCAGUGCGAGACGUUCUCAGAGCUUGACGACAUGUCAGUGGGCGGGGGAGGGAGUAACCUUGACGAUGUGCGAAGUGAGCCUGACACCACAGAUGGAAAUGAGAUUACUCCCCUUGCUUCAGGUUUCCAGAGCCCAACUGACACUGCUCCGGUCGAUAUUUUCUCAACAGGCCGUGCAGGUCGGCAGGGAACAUCGAUAAACUCUGACAACAUCAGCAUGUCCCCAACGUUCUCUGAUAGUGUCUUUUCCGAUAUUGAUGUUGAAAGCGGAAGAAACAGUCGUGAGCCUCGAGCAAUAAGUGGCCCUGCGCAGGGAAAUAUGCAGUUUCCCUCUAUUGACUCUAAUAAAUUAUUUGUGCCAAUCAAGAAAAAACGUGGACAAUCACCGUCCGGUUCAUCUCCAGAUCGGAAUAGUGAAACAGGGUCAACCAGAAAUCGAUUGGUCGAUUUUGACUUAGAGCCUCGUUAUGAGAGUUAUCAGCACAGGCCUGCGAGUGAUACUGGGAUUUUGAAUGGUGCUAGGCCAAAACAAAUUUUUAAUGAUAGGAAUAGGAAUCAUAAAAAUGUUGUGUCAAAUUUUAAAACGAAGGAUAGUAGUUAUAGAUUUAAUGGGGUCAAUAGUGUUAAUUUAAUUCCUGAUGAAAUUAGGCCAAUAUCCAAUGAUUCCGGUGUAGGGUCUACACAAUAUAUAGAUGCGGCACCAAGUGAUGAUGUGCGAAUAUUAGAACAACAGAACACAAAUGUCGAUGAAACCCGAUUUUCCGCCGCUUUAAGUUUAUUUGACCCGUUAGCAGAGGGGGAAGGAUUAGGAGGUGGGGAUUUACUAGAGGGUCCAAGCAGCCCACAUGAACGGUCCCCCUUUCAAGGUUUUUCCAAUCCAAACUUUGUAGAAGUUGCCACAAAUGCAAUACUGCCCAACAGCCGAGGCAAAAACAAAAGUGAUAAUGCAGAUCUUCCUAGUCGGACCAAGGAACAGGCCCAAAGUGCUACAUUAAUAGACACUGGGGAUGUGUUUUUACAAACCGAUGGGCCACCAAAACCAAGAAGGGGUAGUACUGAUAGUAAUCGGUCGUCGGGGUCUAGUCUAUCUAAGGAUGGGUCAAAUUCAGGGGACAGGGCCAGCCUUCAGAAUGAAAAGGAAUUAUCCGGGGAACAAGACGGUGCCACUCCAGGGAAGAAACGAGGGUUGUUCAGGACAUUUAGGGAAAAAAUUCAUAAAGUGGUGGAUGUCACCCAGCAGACUGCAGCAGAGAGUACCAACACGCUUGUAGAUAGUGAGGGGGCUGUUGGUGGGGAUACAACAGACAAGGCUGCACCCGAGCCCAACAUUGUCAUCACUGAGACUUCAGAUGACAUUUUGGCCAAGUAUCGCAAAAAGUCAAUCCUGACGAGUGCGCCCAGCUCAGAGCCCGCCCAGUCGGAGAGAGCCCUUCGCCUAACUCUGAAGGAGAAUGAUGACUCUACCCCUCUGUACGAUCCAGACAACCUGGAGAAAUGUCUUGCAUUCCUGGACGCCAAGAGGAAACUGAGGAUUGUGCUUGGAUCUGCUGACUUCCAGCAGGUGGGAUACAGCCUGUUCUGUCAGCCAAGUGUGCCCUACAGUCCCCGGGAAGUGUCUUCUACACGUGAUAAUGACCUUGUCAACAUGCUGAGGGCACAGCUGUCUGAGGCGAUUAAUCUACAGAACAAAGACACCAUAGCACAGCUACAUGAGGCUCUUAGAUGCGUCAGGCAGUUUGACAACGAAGGGUGUAAGAAGCUAGUCAGGUCCCUCCAGGAGGACUAUCGUACCAGGGCGAGCUACAUUUCCUAUCUGGUGAGGUGUAAACAGGGCCUUUUGUGUACCCUGUCACACCUGAGAAAGCUUCAGGAUAGGGCCAGGCGGGAGAAAGAGAUUUACAACAAGCACAUGACGAGUGUGUGCAUCCGUAUGUUCCUAGAAACCUGGGAGAAGGCACUGCAAGGGUUCAUACAGGACUUUCAGAAGCUGACAAUGGCUGACGAGAAAGUGGACCUGCUGGAGAGGUUUCUACAGUAUCUGUACCAGAAGAUGAACGUUGAUUCAAUCUGGCUUGCAGCCAAUGAAAGCCAGCUGGAGGACGGUCAACUAGCAAUAGAGCGUUACAUUAUGUCUCGAAUCUACACCCAUGCCAUGUUUCCCAACGGUGAUGGGGACAUUCACAGGGAUCAGUUAUUCCAAGCGCAUAUCAAAGAGUUAAGUAAGAUGAUCACGCCAGAACACAAGGAUCUGACCAUACCCAAGAUGUAUCACCUAGAAUGUCCCUGGCCCGCUGCACAGAGGGAACUGUACAUGAUCAAUGCUUACAAGACACCAAGGGAUAAGCUGUAUUGUAUUCAGCGGUGUGCUACAACCAUCAUGAACCUACUGAGUAUGGCAAACGAGAAAUCAGUCCCUGCUGCUGACGAAUUUACACCAGUCUUCAUCUUUGUGAUAAUUAAAGCCAAUCCCCCAUGCCUGCUGUCAACUAUACAGUAUGUAACUAGCCUAUACCAGGACAGACUGCAGGGAGAGGAACAGUACUGGUGGAUGCAGUUUGUGGCUGCUGUAGAGUUCAUCAAAACCAUGGACUACCCACGGGAUAGCAGUGCAUAGUGCUACUGAAGACUUUUAGACUUGUUAAACUUUGUUUGGGUUUAAUAUUUGCUAUUUUGCACAACUUAUAAAGGUCGCCAAAUAAAACACUGGGGUAAUUUUAUUACCCAUUGAUAAAAUAAUGGUGUCCCAAAGCUUAAAUCUUGUGAAAAGGAUGCUAAAAGGACCUCACAAUAUUAAAACAGUAUGUAGAUGGCACAUAGCACAUGUAAAAUGAACAAAUAGUUAAGUCUUGUCAAAGCGAGGGAUUAUUUACUAGCAACAUAAUUGUUAGCAUCUAAAAAGGCAUCUUAAAAUUUUAAGGAAAGAAAUUUGAUGUGAGAUGUAUUUGGAUGUUUAAUCUUUUGUUAUUAUUAAAAACCAUGUAUUACUCUCAGGAUAGCAGUGUUGAGUGGAGUGUGUUUUUAGGUUUUCUAUCAUUCAAAUGAUGGAAAGUAAUAUUUCUUUGUCAAGAUUUAUGGUCAUUUGCCAAUCUGAUUUGAGCCAAAGAUGUUUUGGUCAAAGUGAUAUAAAGUCAUUAAAUGAUCACCAUUCCUAUUCCAAACUUAUUCGUUGGAUCAACAAAGAAAUAUCUGUGCAUGAGGUUGAAAGUGUUGAAUAAAAAAAAUCAUAGACAACCCUAUAGACAGGACUGUAUUGAUGCGACUUAGAUAUAUUCUUAAAUGCUUGUUUCAAUGUGUAAGCUAAGAAUUGUUGAGCACUAAAAACUACCACAUUUCUACCUUGCAGCUGAGUCUUGGGUAAUAGUUUGAUGUGCAAAUUUUUAUACCCUGACAAACGAAGUUUGAAGGGGGUAUAUUGGAGUCACCCUGUGGUCUCAAAAAUAUUCAUUUACUUGAAUUAGGAACUAUGUGGUUUAGAAUUGUGUUGCAGUUGAUGAUAGCUACCAACAUAUAUUUCAUUUGUUACAUGUAUAUUUAUGCUUGUAGGAAAAUUGGAAUUGCUUAUUAUAGAGUUCUGUCAAUCAUUCAUGACAUUGAUUUGAAAUAUAACAUAUUUGUUCCAGUAUAUUCAUGUUGACUAAUCAUAGCAUAGUUGGGAAUAGUGCUUACCUAUUUUUAGUUUGUUUCAAAGAUAUAUGUCUCAUCUCCAGCAUGCAACUAUUACCUAUACAGUUUCUUGAAAUGUCAUCUCCAGCAUGCUCCAGUAUGCAACUAUAACCUAUACAGUUUCUUGAAAUGUCAUCUCCAGCAUGCUCCAGUAUGCAACUAUAACCUAUACAGUUUCUUGAAAUGUCAUCUCCAGCAUGCUCCAGUAUGCAACUAUAACCUAUACAGUUACUCGAAAUGUCAUCUCCAGCAUGCUCCAGUAUGCAACUAUAACCUAUACAGUUUCUUGAAAUGUCAUCUCCUGCAUGCUCCAGUAUGCAACUAUAACCUAUACAGUUACUCGAAAUGUCAUCUCCAGCAUGCAACUAUUACCCAUACCGUUUAAGAUUAUCAUUCACAGUAAUUUGAUAUAAACAUUUUCACAAUGACAGCUGUUGAGCAACAUAAGAAGAAGGUGCCAUGCUCUUUACACAAAGGUCAAGGUUAAACUUUUAUAAAGAUGCAGACUAAGACAGGGAUGUGAUUUGUACGCGGAUUCGCGGAAUUCCGCAGAUCUAAUGGCCCCCCCCCUCCCAAAAAAAAAAUAUAUAUAUUUUGUUUUUUUUUAGCUGAUUAAAAAAGAUACUAGUGUGCUUUUGGUUGUUAGAGUUGAUAUCCCAGUUUGCUUCAAAUUUAAAGUCAGAAGAACCCUCAAAGCCAGUCUUUCUUCUACGGCAGUGUGCUUUUGACCCCAAAAGUGCCCCAAGAACCCAUGGUGGAAAUGGUUUCAGCCCUCCAGCUGCCAGGUCAAUCACAUCCCUGCUAAGAAUAGUUUCAUAGCAACUUUGUAUUAUUUUAUUUUAAUUUCCAUCAAACAUAACAGGUGUGUGCAGCAAUCAACUAAGGAGACAGUUACAAGCAAAGGUAUUCAAAUAACAUAAUGUUGCUGUUAUAAAUCAUUAUGGCAUGAACAUUUGAUAGGGAUACAUAUCAUAUGCCCCAUAUAAGACGAAGUUUUAUGUACUAAACGACAUUACAGUACAAAGUGACUAAAAUGUAGUCCACACAUACCCAUACCAUGUUGCAACAUCUAUUUAGGCAAAAGAGCUGCUGAUAGUUUUGUUCAUCAGGAAAUAAAUUACAUUUCUGAGUUAUACUGGUAAUAGAGCAUGGUUUGGAGUUUAGAUGCACUGCGCGCGCAGUAGUCUAAUCGCUUAUAGCCAAGGAGGACUCGAGUAGGUUAUAUAAUUUGAGGCAUCUGAAGGACACACCUUAAUCUGUUCAUUAGUAUAGCAUGAGAGGUGAAAUGUUUUUCAAUUCUUACAUGUUUUUUAAGCCAGGCAACUUUGUAAAGUCUUAUUUACACAGUGUACGAACAAAAAUGUCUCACAAAAAACAAGAUCGCCCCAUGUAACAUUAUUCUCACUAAACAUGCUAUACAUUUUUGGUACCGGUAAAAGAAGUUUUUGGCAACCUUAAUAAUGAAUGAUUGUUUGCCUUCUUGUAGUGUAUACUGUACAUAUUUGCUUUUAUUACUACUGAUACAUUGUAAUACUGUGUUUGUAUAUUAUGACUAGUUAAUGUUGUUUGUGAUUGUUGAGGACUGUGAUAACUAUUGACUGUCGUAUACUCGUGUGUAGUAUAUACGGUAUGUUUCCCUAUACUGUAAAUUGUUUUAAUUUCACGAUGGUUUUAUGUAGGGAAAUAUUUAUAAUUGAAAUUAUGCCAUAUCAUCCUGAUGAAAGUUUUCAUGAUGAGGAAUUAGCCCUGGACAAACAAGUGGUCGUGGACUUCGAUUCAAUUUAUAUUUCUUUGUGAAACAAAAUACUGGUAGGUAACUGUAGAGGACAGUUGUAAUCCAAUCCUAUGUCAUAUCUAUUCAAUCAUGUUAGGAGUAAAAAAAAAAGAAUGAUUAUAACAACUUCUUUUUCGGUGGAUAUUUCGAGUGCAAAUUCAAAAUUAGUUGAAAAUAUAGGAAUAACAUCAUUUAUGUAUACAAAGGCAAUUUAUGUAGUUGUGUUUGAAAGUUAAACUUCACUGGCAAGACUUUAUUGAUUUACGAACCUAUGGUAAUUUUAUGUAUUGAAACAUGUCAAUGUCAAGUAUUCUCUAAAUUACAAAUUAUGUCAAUAAUUUCUUAUUUUAUUAAAAAUAUAUCUUCUACUUAACUAUAAGGGUAAAUCAGGUUGUUUUAUAAUCAAACUCUGUUUAAUACAGAACUGAUUUCAGAGUUGUCUACCUAUAAGUAUUAUUUUAAGCAACAACUUAAAAAUUAGCAGAAAUGAUGUGUUGCAUGAUUGUACAUUUAAACCAAGAAGUUAUUUUAUAUCAAGAGAAUAACAUGACACAAUGCUUUUAUUUUUAUUAUUUUUUUAUUUAGAUUACAGUAUGACAUACAUUUCAGCCAGGCUUAAGCUUUAAAAGUUGCUAUCCUACAACAUCAUAAUUUGGUUCCCUUCCUAAUUUGGUUCCCCUCCAGUCUGAAAAAUAUUGGUUAUUUAAGUCAGUUAAAACAAACCUUGUUAAAUCUGAAUGACUAAGGUCUUAUACGCCAUUUGUUUUUGCAAUUAUGAAAAAAUGUAUUAUUUUUUCUCUUUGAAAAAAAGUCAUUGAGCUUAUAUUGAGUAGGAAAUUUAUGUUUGAAGUGUUAUUUUGUAGAUUUUGCUAUAUUUAUUGGGUUGGAAUUUAGGAAUUAUACAUGUAACCCAUAUUGCAUUCUGUAAAAAACAAAGUGACUUGAUUUAUAUAAAGAUUUAACAUAUUGCUGUUGCUUUUAGUAUUAAAUAAAAAGCAAGCAUACUGUUAAGUUAAAUAAAAGGCAAGCAUAUUGUUUAUGAAGUUGCAUAAUAAUCAAGAACAGUGUUUAUAAAUUUAAAUAAAGAGGAAGAUCAUUGUUUAUGAAGUUAAGUUAAAAUCAAGCGCAUUGUUUAUUAAGUUAAAAUCAGGCACAUUGUUUAUUAAGUUAAAAUCAAGCACAUUGUUUAUUAAGUUAAAAUCAAGCACAUUGUUUAUAAAGUUAAAAUCAAGCACAUUGUUUAUUAAGUUAAAAUCAAGCACAUUGUUUAUUAAGUUAAAAUCAAGCACAUUGUUUAUUAAGUUAAAAUCAAGCACAUUGUUUAUUAAGUUUAGUAAAAACAAGCACAUUGUUCUUAUUUCUUAAUUGUUAAAGCGGAAUAUUGUUUUCUUGAUUGAAACACUGCAUUAAAAUGUUGUUUUAUAUUAUUACUUGAUUUCACUAAAAUGAUAGUUCUAUUUUUGUUGUUAUUUUAUAUUGUUUUGUUUCUUUUUUAUGAUUUAGAUUAUAUUGUUGUAUGCUAAAUGAGGAAGUUGUUAGAACAUUCUAAGUAGGUGUAUUUAACUUAAAUUUAUUAAAGAAGCUUUGUACAAGAAGUAUAAUUUAUAACUGUUGUUUUGUUUGAAUUACACAAUAUCAUUUACAUGCAAUGCAAAUAAAUACCAUAUGAACA